This is a messenger RNA of Aspergillus melleus, 3852 nucleotides long. It is a transcript of the gene SAC3, whose product is annotated as putative leucine permease transcriptional regulator (SAC3). Gene Ontology annotation, biological process: mRNA export from nucleus. NCBI's taxonomy places the organism in Eukaryota, Fungi, Ascomycota, Eurotiomycetes, Eurotiales, Aspergillaceae. The record is from RefSeq and is a predicted model, not a curated record. Bases 1 to 3852 code for a protein of 1283 amino acids. Gene Ontology annotation, cellular component: transcription export complex 2; nucleus; cytoplasm. The transcript is spliced from 6 exons.
AUGGCCGGUCCGUCGAACCCGUUCUCUGCGAUCAAACGCGGAGAUGCGGCCGCGGCCUCGAGAGGACGUGGGAGCGGGCGCGGACGCGGUGGAUCUUCCCCCCCGCAAGCACCUCUUAAAGAUACAAAUGGAAGCGCUUCCCGUGGCGAUGCCAAGUUUCGUGGUCGAGCGCGAGGGGACAGGGGUGCUCGUGGCAACGGCAGAGGAGGCCCUGGAGGAAUCGUCCGAUCUGUUAAAACGGAACCCCAACAAAGCAAGACACAGAAUUCCUUCGGAGACAAGUCGAAAACCCACAAGAAAACAUCCCACCCCGGUCAAGGAAGAGGAAAGUCCGGCACGCCCGACGGCAACAUGGUAGACUCGAGCAGGGAUCCUCGCAGGCGACAUCAGUUUAAGCAGGCGAACGAGAAAGGCGCAACCGAUGUAGCCAUGCGGGAUCCAGGGAGCUACACUGACCGUUACGAACAGCUCAAAGCCGACCGGGCCCAAGAAAGGAAAAAUGCGAUCGAAAGUGGGCAGAUGGCAGACCCUUCCCAACCAACUUCUUUGACACAAGCGAUCACACCCGUUGGGACAUGCACGAGUAUGUGUCCGGAGUUCGAACGAGUUGAACGCAUCGUUCAAAAAAUGGUUGACAAAAGCGAAAAGUUUAUGGACCCGAAAACCAACGAACUGCAGUACAUGGAAACAAUGAUGCUCAAACGUUUUAGGAGAUCCGCUGCAGGAUACGACGAGCAGCUUCCGUCCGACAUCCGGACCCCACAUACACUGCUACAGAGCAUGAACUACCUGACACGGCAUGUUGUUGGUGGCCCGGAGCCUCUUGGACUGAUCCAUAAGUUCGUUUGGGAUCGAACUCGAUCCAUCCGAAACGACUUCUCAGUACAGCAACUCACACAAGCAAACGAUGUCAAGAUCGCAGUCACUUGUCUCGAGAGGAUUGCUCGUUUCCACAUCUUAUCACUCCAUCUGCUUUCCAGUCCCGCCAAUGAAGAACCUUUCGACCAUCAUCAAGAACGUGAACAGCUCAACAACACCAUGUUGUCUCUCAUGUACUACUAUGACGACAACAGAGAGCGGAUGUUCUUCCCAAACGAGGAUGAGUUCCGAGCCUACUAUAUCAUCUUCUCUAUCCUUGACCAGCGACCCGACUUAGAGGCCCGUGUUCAGAGGUGGCCAAUCGAGCUACGGCAGUCGCCUCGAGUCCAAGUCGCAUUGGAGCUUCACGCAGCUGCCAGCAAUACUUGGGAGCCCCAGGGGACCUUGGACGCCAAAAGGCCCAAUGCGAUAGCCCAGGGCUUCUAUACCCGUUUCUUCAACCUUAUCAGCUCCCCUGCAGUAUCUUACCUGAUGGGCUGCGUCGCCGAAAUCUAUUUCAAUCAUGUUCGCCAAACCGCCAUUCAGUCAAUAUGGAGAGGAUACUGUCGCCAGCCCGCUUCUCAACGGCAUAAGAAUGAGGAAUGGACUGUAAGCGAGCUGACGGACGUUCUGUGCUUUGAUGAAGAAGAACAGACGAUGGAGUUCUGCCAAGAGCAGAGUUUGGAAUUUGCGGAAAAUGAGAAUGGCGAGCUUUAUCUCAACUGGGGAAACGGCCCUGAUGAUUCAGACGCCUUCCAACCAUCUUCAAGCCAUUACUUUUCUGAAACUUACGUCGAGUCGAAACGAAGAGGUCGAACAUUAGUUGCAGUCAUUCUUGGUCUCAACAUCAAGGAGGCCGCGAUUUUGAACAUGAUCGAUACGUCGUUGCUAGAAACACGGGCGCAAGCAUUGGAGUAUGGCGAUUAUCGUAAUGAAGAGUCCUUAUUUGUGAGCGACGAUGAUAACGAUUCGAUUUAUCCACACGAAGCUGCCCUUAGAUCAGGCGCUCGCCUCGAUUCGCCAACGUCUGCCUCCAGCCUCCAGAAAAAUUUCGACGAACUUUUGGAACCGUCUGCAGGUGGCGGGACGAGCACCUUAACCAACCAAGCGAAUAGCUCACAUCCAGCAUCACCAUUUUCUGCUCCGUUCGCGCAAGGGAACACUCCCCCGACAUUCAACUCCCCAGAAUUUGUUAUCUUCCCUCCGCAGUCCGGCCGCGGGAUUCGUGCAGAACCAUCGCCAGUAUUCGGAGGACAUGCGGACAUCCAAUCCUCAAGUGAACCUUCUGCCUCUCGUCCAUUAGACAACACCGGCAAGACACCUGUAUCAUCUCCGGCAGCACCUCUUUUUGAAAACAAACUUCUGCAACAGGUCAAUACAGUUGAACCUGAUCUGUCAUCCCACAAUCUCACCCUCUCUGCUUCGGAAUCGAACAAUAGCUCUGGGUUGACUGCAGGCCAGUCUUCCAGUUUUUUAAUUGGAGCCAAACCAUCGUCAAUCUCCUGGGGUUCCAAUACCCCUUUCACUUUUCCCAGUCAGACCAGCGACGCUGGUGAUACCGGGAGCAACCAGCCGCUGCAAAGCACCCCUUCGGAACCCUCACAAAACAAUUUCUUCAAGCCACCGGCAAUCCCAGACGGAUCCAAACCCACAUUCACUUUUCCCAGCCAGACGAGCGACUCUGGUACUGGCAGGGACGACCAGCAGCCUCAAAAUGUGCCCCCGAGACCCUCCCAAGUCAACAUCUUUGAGUCAUCGGUCCCCUCCGGAGCCGCUAAACCUACGUUCACUUUCCCCAGCCAGACCAGUGUCUCUGGUGAUACCAGCACUGCUCAACAGUCUCAAGAUGCAUUGUCAAAACGAUCACAAAUCAGUUUCUCUCAACCACCGACACUUUCCGGGGGAGUCAAGCCCACUUUCGCUUUUCCUAGCCAGACGAGCAACGCUAGUAACACCAGCGACGCCCUGCAACCUCAAAAUGUGGCACCAAAACCUUUACAAAUUAAUAUCUCCGAGCCUCCUCCAACCACUUCAAACCCAUUUGCUCCAAAGAAGCCUGAUGAUACCCCGAAGUUUUCAUUCGCUCCGCCAACAACCAAUUUUCCCAAUGCUGCUCUAUCAAAACACGCCGGCCACCCUCAAUCCAAUAUUGGGCCAACAAUUAAUGGAGGAGUUAACGCGUUGCCCGCCGCCCAGCACCAGGCCUCUCCUCGCGCCGAUGAAACAUCUCAAUCGCGACAAACUACAAUAACGGAGAGCUCCUUUGCAUCUGCAACAUCACAGGCAUCUACGAAUGGAGAGUUCCCGAAUGGACAUCAAUCUUACCCACCGGCACCAGCCGCCAGCCAUGAUUCUAGUGCAACCGAAGCAAAUAACCAGGCACCUGUAUGGUUAUCCUCGCUGAGAGAAGCAGCCGAGAAACGGCGAACGUCAUCCGGUCGUAAGAGAGUCUAUAAUGCUGAAGAGGAGACAAUGGACACUGGGACAAAACCUCCUAAAGUGUCAAAGCCUGAGCUGCCGCCCCCACCUAAAAGGUCACUGGCUCAGGCAUCUGUCAAGCCUUUGCCAACGCUCCCCAUUCUGGAACAGAUCGAGAAACUAGUUGCCCGACGACCUUCGGCAGACCUUCAACUUGAGCCCCCGAGGCGCAAUCAAGUUGAUGAAGAUGAAAUGCUGUUGUCUGCCGCACGCAUUGCUGCCGAGUCUCUUCGCGGUGGACCUCGCCUUUCAGAUAGCUUUUCCACGUACUCUGAACCACAACGGUCUUUCAGUCCUCGGAGCAGCCUGAACUCCCCGUUUUCGCUUUCACGGAGUCAGUCUCCUCAGUCAUCAUUCCAAGUCAACGGAUACGAUGUAGCCUUGGCUCCUGAAACGGACCAUGGACUGGGACGUUCGAUGUCUCGCACCGAGCAAAGAAUUCGGGCCACCGGGGGCAGGGGCUUGGCUUACAAACCACUGGAUUUCACCCCGAAGAAGCAGCGAAAGACCGAAUAG